GGGGAAGGGAGGAAGUCAUCUCGUAAGCAAAAAACCGCAUUCCAGGGUGUAGUGUUAGGAUGUGGUGUUCCCUAUUGAUACACCAUUAGUGAUGAACGGUUGAAGAUUUAAAUAUCCUUAAAUGCCCUGGACUGGCUAGAAAAAAAAGGCACCUAUCGUUGUUUUAAGUAUUUUAUUUUCAAAUAAAUUUAUAUAUUUAUAUAAUAUAAUAAAAAAAUUGGACCCUAUACAAGUGACCACUUUACUCUUCCCUCAGCGCCCCCUAUAGAUUGCACCCCUAAUUGAUAAUGGAUAGAAAGAAUUGUUAGUAACUUCUGACUCGAUCUUAUACAUGCGUGCACUCCGCACAAUCCCCGUACAUAUAUUAUAGUACAAAUCAUGAAGCCCCUUAGCUCACAUGUUGGUUCCAGUUACUUAAAAUGACAUGGUGAUACUAAAAUCACCAACUAUCCUUCCCCAUUUUAGUGUAGCCCUUGAACAAACAUAACCUUAUCAAACAAACCAAACUAGUACAUAAUGAAAAUAUCGAAACGAUUGAAUUUCCACUUAGUAUCAUACAUUUGCAAAUACUCGAGAAUCAGGUUGUUCUAAGAAUUGAACCCAUCAACCCAUUUGAAUACCGGAAAGUAAUAUACAUACUAGUUUAUUGAAUUUCUAGCAUAAUACAACUUGACACAAUUAUAAAGCUGUGUGUCCCAGUCCUCUCAUAAUCGUAUCAAGGUCAAGUCCACAACCUCUUGAAAUGCGGCUACACUUCACAAUCACGUAGGUAACUCCUUUCCAUGUAUCCGCACAUACAUUUAUCAAAGGAAGUAUUAAGAAGUUAAACUUCAACCUGACUAACUUGCAGAACCGAACACAUACCUGGGAUGAAUACUUCAUGUGUUCCAAUCUAUAAGUAUGAGCUUUCCACAUCGAAUUCAACUCCUAACAUUAUAUUAGAAGGGAAUUGGGACAUUAUAGAAUUAAAUGGACUUUAAGCCCAUCCCAAUUACAGACUUGUGCACUAAGUCUCUUGUCAGACCUUUAGUCAAGUGAUCUGCCAAAUUUUGUUGCGAUUUCACAAACUCAACCGAAAUCACACCAUUCACGAUUAGUUCUCUAAUCAUACUAUGUCUAACACCUAGGUGUCUAGACUUGCCAUUAUAAACCUGGCUAUAUGCCUUAGCCAAAGCGGUAGCACUAUCACAAAGGAUAGAAAUAGGUGCUAUCGAUUUAGACCACAAAGGAAUCUCAUAGACUAAAUUCCUUAGCCACUCCGCUUCUUUACCAGCAGCUACUAACGCAACAAACUCAGAUUCCAUUGUUGAGUUUGUAAUGCAAGAUUGCUUCUUGGAAGCCUAAGAAAUGGCACCCCCCCCCCCCCAAGUAAGAAUACCCAACCAGAAGUUGAGGAAUGGUCCUCAUGUUGGUAAUCCAACUUGCAUCUUAAUGACCUUCUAAAACCGAAGGACUCCCCAAGUAACUCAAACCAUAAUUCAUGGUUCCCUUGAGAUACUUAAACACUCUAUUCACUGCUUGCCAAUGUUGAGCACUAGGAUUGCUAGUGUACCUGCUCAACUUACCUACAACAAAAGCUAUAUCAGGUCUGGUACUUGUCAUGACAUACAUCAAGCUACCAAUAGCCUUAGAGUAUUCCAAUUGCGAAAUGGGAACACCAUUAUUUGGCAUUAAUUUCACACUUGGGUCCAUAGGAGUACUCACAUGAGAACACUCGGUAAAAUUAAACCGCUUGAGAAUUUUCUCAAUAUAAUGACUUUGAGUCAUUACCAAUCCUUUGUUCAUCCUCUUAAUUCUUAUUCCAAGAAUUACAUCAGCCUCUCCUAAAUCUUUCAUGGAAAACUUGGAUGAUAACAAUUUCUUUGUUUCAUCCACUUGAUUUUGGUCGGUACCAAAAAUCAACAUGUCAUCUACAUAUAAGCAAAUGAUCAUUCCAGCUCUAGUAACAUCAUCAAAUCUACUAUAAACACAUUUUUCACAUUGGUUUGUCUUGAAACCAAAAGACAAAAUCACCUCAUCAAAUUUUUGAUGUCAUUGUUUUGACGCUUGUUUCAACCCAUACAAAGAUUUGACAAGUUUACAAACCAUAUGCUCUUUACCGGGCAUAAUGAAACCUUCUGGUUGUUUCAUGUAAACUUCCUCGUCAAGAUCACCAUUUAAAAAGGCUAUUUUCACAUCCAUUUGGUGAGUAACCAUAUUAUGAAUACUUGCCAAGGCUACCAACAAUCUAAUAGUAGAAAUACGUGUAACUGGAGCAUACAUAUCAAAAUAGUCAAUACCGGCUUUUUGUCUAAAACCUUGAAUGAAUAACCGGGAUUUGAAUUUGUCACUAGUCCCAUUAACAUUCAUUUUCUUUUUGAAAAUCCAUUUGCAACCAAGUGGUUUAGAACCCGGAGGCAAAUCAGACAACACCCAUGUGUUGUUCUCAAGAAUUGAUGACAUUUCAUCAUCAAUUGCUUCCUUCCAAAAGGCACUAUCACGAGACUCCAUGGCCUCUUGAUAAGUCUUAGGAUCAUCUUCAAUACUAUAACAAUAAGAGUAUUCAAGAUUAAUUUCAUCCCUUGAACCUUCCACCAAGUACAGUUGGAAGUCGGAUUCAAAAUUUUUAGCAAUUUGGCCUUUUUUGCUUCUACGAAUAUCUUGUGGUUCUUGCACGAUACCACCAUCUCGACUUUCUGAAUUUUGCUCUUUAUUAGCACCAAAAGUCAGAUCCUUAGGCCUUUGAAUCGAUGAAAAUCUCAUCUCAUCAAAAAUUGCAUCCCGCGAUUCGAUAACAGUGUUAAUUGGGACCGAAUCAUUAGGUUCUAUUACAUAAAACCUAUAUGUCUUGGAAUGUUCAACAUAUCUAAUGAAUAUAAAAUCAAUUCCACGUUCUCCUAAAUUUUUCUUUUUGGGCUCGGUAAGUUUUACAACUACCCGACAUCCCCAAACCCGAAAAUAACUCAAAUUCGACUUUUUCUUGAACCAAAGUUCAUAUGGGACUGUUUUGUUCCUUUUAUUUGGAACCCUAUUUAACAAAUAGCAGGCCGCUAACAUGGCCUCUCCCUAGAAUCCUUCACUCAAUCCCGAGUAAGACAACAUCGAGUUUACCAUUUUCUUUAAAACUCGAUUUUUGCAUUCAGCAAUACCAUUCUGUUGGGGCGUGUAAGGUGUCGUGGUCUCAUGAAUGAUACCCACUGAUUGGAAGUAUAUGGGAUCCAUAUAUUCACCUCCCCUAUCAAUCCUGAGACAUUUAACCGGAAUGCCCAAUUGUAAUUCCACCUCGGUUUUGUAUAUUUUGAAUUUAUCUAAGGCUUCAUUCUUAGAAUGCAACAAAUACACAUAGCAAAACCGAGUGCAGUCAUCAAUAAAAGUGACUACAUACUUUUUUAUUCCCUAAAGAAGGAGUGGAAUGAAAAUCACACAAGUCACUGUGUACAAGUUCGAAAACAGCUGAAUUUCUAGUGACACUAGGAAAUGGCUGUUUUGUCACUUUUGUAAGCAUGCAUGUUUUACAUAUAUCAGAUGUUAUAUCAAAGGCUAGAAUUAAUCCAUCUUUUGACAUCUCAUGCAUCGUUCUAAAGUUGACAUGAUCUAAUCUUACAUGCCAAAGCAUAGAUUUAUCAACAUUAGAAGGAGAAGAUACAAAUGCAGAAUUCUGAACAGGUAGUAAUUUGUCAACAAUAUUCAAACGAAACAUUCUAUUAUUUAAAUAUCCAAAUCCAACAAACAUUCCACCCUUAGACAAAACAAACUUAUCCGACUCAAUAACUUGUUUAAAACCAUCAGAAUUCAAAAAACUAGAGUUAACAAGAUUCUUACGAAUCUUGGGAACAAACAAAACAUCAAAUAACCUAAUUGUCUUUCCAGAAGUAAUUCAAGACACACGACACCUAAACCACAAAUAGGAAUAAAAGAAUCGUCUCCCAUUUUUAGCAUCGAUCCAUCUUCAGGCGGAGUUAAUGUUUCAAACAUCCGUUUAUACGUGCAUACAUGGUUCGUUGCUCCGGAGUCGUUCCACCAAGAAACAUCAUCAUCCUGCACAUAGAAUGAUUCAGGGAUAAAUGAAACAUAAUAAACAUAAUUCUGAUUAGAAUUAUCAAAGUUAGUCAAAAACUGACAUCCUUUAACUUGAGCCCAAAAACCCGUUCACUUUCCCAUUGGCUCUACUGUUUUCCAGCACCAUUGUUGCCCAAAUUCACACGGCAAUCACGUUUGCAAUGCCCAACUUGAUUGCAUCUCCAACAAACCAGAUCCUUUCUCUUUUUGUUGGAGUUGCUUGGGACAUGUUCCUACUUACGUUUGCCAUGUCCUUUGUGGUUCUGGUUCCUUGGUUUGUUUUCAACCAUAUGAACCGAGGGCUGUCCAGGUUCAACUUUUCCUUUGGGUUUUUCAGAUUUGUCACUUUCCUUCGCACAAAUAGAUUCUUCAAUACGAAUGUGACUAGCAAGUUGAACCAAUGACAGUUCCUCCUUUUGAUGUUUCAAGUUAUGUUUGAAGUCUUUCCAGGACGGAGGCAGUUUGUCAAUGAUAGUGGACACAACAACGGAUUCAUCCAUAUUCAUACGGUGCAGUUUAAACUGACCGUAUAUGCCAAGGAGUUCAUUGUAUUGUUCAGUGACAGACCUUGAAUCUUCCAUCUUAUAAUUAUCAAAGUCACUGACUAGAAACUUCUUGCUAGAAGCAUCCUCGGUAAUGUAUUUCAGUUGAAGAGUGUCCGUCCCACAACUCCUUGGCACACAAGGCUUCACUAUGGAUAUCAAAUAAAGAAUCAGACAUAUCGUUCAGAAUGUGACCUUUGCAGAUGUAGUCAUCAUUGUCCCACUUCUGUCUCUUUCUUGUCUCUUCAGCCGUCUCAACCACACCUUCUGCAGGAUCUACCGGUCUUGGAGUAGUUAGCAUGUAUGCUGCUUUCAGAGUGAUUAGCAUGAAGUGCAUCUUUUUCAUCCAAUGCCUGAUAUCGACACCUUCAAACUUCUCAAGCUUGGCAAACUUAGUGGUCAUCUCCCGGAUUGAGUCACACAUCUCCAGAAAUAGAAAUAUCAGUUUGAAUGUAGGGAAUAUAAGGGUUUGUAGUGGAGAUCUGGAUACCAACUUGGAUCGUGAUAUCACUUUCCGAACUGAUAUUUCUACCCUAUGCCUGGGUUACAAGAAAUUCAGCCUAGGAUAAUCCAAGUGGACACUUACGUUUCUAGGCACAGAAAACGUAAGCCAGUAUGCUAGAGGAUUCUAUGAAAGUAUGAUGAAAACAAGAGCUUAAGAUCGUAACCCUCUUCUGGAGAGGAAGAGCUGUUUAAAUAUUAAACACGAUUAGGGUUUCAUUAGGGUUGGGCCGUCGUUAGUUGCUUUGGAAGCAAGUAAUGUCAAUCCGAAUUUAAUGAAGAUUUAGGGUUACCAAAAACUAACGAGUUUCGUUAGUUUUACCAUAAUCAACCUCAAGAAAUUGAAUUUUCCAUUAUGUUCCCAAAUGUAAGAUUCGGUGAGAAUUCGUUAGUUGUACCAUAAUCACCCUCAAGGGUUUCAUUAGAGCUUUGCCCCUUGGACCCCACUAGGGGCGUUGCCCCUAGACACCGCCAAAGGGGCGCUGCCCCUUUGGAAUCCCGGACCCCGACUAGUCGUUGAACCGGCUUCUGACUCGAUCUUAUACAUGCGUGCACUCCGCACAACCCCGUACGUAUAUUAGAGUACAAAUCAUGAAGUCCCUUAACUCACAUGUUGGUUCCAGUUACUUAAUAUAUAUCACUGUUCAUUUCAAUUAUUUGCAGGAUCAAAUACAGUGGAGUGAUGACAAGAACCUAAAGCAUAUUUAUAGAAGGAGAGGUGGGAGUGAUGAUAGGAACCUACAACAUAAUGAGUGGUUACAAACGGUACAGUCUGAACCAGAUGUGAUCACAAUGUCCUUCGUUCCAAUAACCUCUUUGCUAAAUGGUGUUAGGGGAAGUGGAUUCUUAAGUCAUGCCAUAAAUCUCUAUUUACGCUAUAAACCUCCAUUCGAAGAGCUUCACCAGUUUCUGGACUUCCAGCUACCAAGACAAUGGUCCCUUAUAUUCAGUGAGCAGCAUGAGCAGCAAAGUUCAACGUAUUUACAGUUCAGGAUUUCUGGGCCCAAGCUCUACAUAUAUACCAAUCUGGUCGAUGUAGGUAAGAUGCCCAUAACGGGCCUCCGACUUCACCUCAAUCCUGAUAGAAACAAUCAAUUAGAGAUCCACCUACAACACCUCACCUCUCCCCCAAAAUUCUUCCAACUAGAAGACUCGGUAACCAGAAUCUUAAAUUCUGAUUGUGACGAUCCCAAAUACUAUGAACGGCUCCAAGGGAUUAUCUAUGACCACAUCUGCACCGCCCCGGUUGAGUCCGAAGACAAAUUCUCAAUCGUAACCGGAGCCCAGUUACAAGUCGGGAAUCAUAGGUUCAAAAAAGUCCUCUUCUUACGCCUCCAGUUCUCAAAAGUACUCGGUUGCACUGCAAACAAGAAUCCAGAAUGGGAUGUGUCUCCAAUCCAGAAAGCGGAAUCUUCAAUUGCUUUCACGGAGAAGGUCCUCCCACAACAGUUUCAAGCCAUUCACGCCCCACUGCACGAACCGAAGCUUGUGGUCCAUACAAAGAAGAUGCAGAAGCUAUUACAUCUUGUGGACACGACGGAGGUGAAACGGGGCCCACAAGAGAGCCCAGGGUAUUGGGUUGUCUCAGGAGCUAGACUUGUUGUGGAGAAGAGAAAUAAUUCUCUUCUUAUAUUACAUCAAAAGAUCUCUCUUGAGGUUAAAUACUCUUUGCUCGAUUGUUAAUUCGAUGAAAAUGUGGCCGAUUAGGUGAUGGUUUAGGUCGUUCUGAACUCGUGUUUCGAGAUGUCACGGUAAUAUAAUGUUUUCAAGAGUAACAUGCUACAUAAUUUUGCCACUUGUGAAACGAAAUGUCAAGUUAUGAGGUUCAUUGUGAUUGUAAAGACCUCAAAGCGAUUUGUUUGGGUGUACUAAUUUCUAGAUACACAUACGCUUUUUGAAAUGCAAAAUUUUCAAAUAGAUUGCAUAUUUAUCCUUCUAUUUGAUAGGAGAUGAAGAAAUGCUUUGAUGAAGAACUAACAAUUCAUAUGCACAUAGAUGUGUGUCUUGAAACGCACUUGCAACAAAAGGACAAGAACAAGUCAUAAUUACAGACUGCAGUAGGCGGAACACAAGUUUUGAUAAACAAAGGGAUACAAGUCAUAUCAUAAAAGUCAUAGUUAUUCCAAAAUUCCCAAUUUGAUGUAUUCUUUUGCUUUUAAUAAUUGCCAACCCCGUGUUUUUUCAACCAUAUGUGUUAUUGUUAACAUACUACUUGACUAGCAUCAAACAAGUCUCAUGUCUCAAUUAGCUAAAUUACUAUUGUGCAUCUUCUUGAUGGUUUCAUAGUUCAUUUAUAAUGUUCUCAGGUUCAAUUGCCAGCCACACAGUAGCUAAUCAUCUUAAGUAGUCAAAUUCUACCAUCACUACAAGUAGGUUCCAAUCAACUACUUUGAGCAUCAUGAAACUGCAUAGAACUGACUUGAUAUUCUUUUAUGAUGAACCUAGUCAGUUUGCGUGAAUCUUUAGACAAGAAAAUUGUUCUGCUUAGGAUGAUUGACUCUAGUUGAAAUGUGAAAAUCUUUAAUUUACUAAACAGCCUUGUCAGCUUCGAAUAAAUUGACUAAUCAACUUGAGAUUUUCCUUUAAUGGAACGAUCACUGAAACAUUUGCAUGAAUAUAUUGAGUGACACACACACACACACACACAUUUUGUGUGUACAACUUGCCCAACGUUAGGGUUCUUGGUUUGUAUGUUGUAAACAAGAAAGCAUGUGUAUCUUGUUUGAGGUGACAACAUUUUGGAAGUGCAGGUUAUUGAAAAGGGUCGUUGAGUACAAAAAGCCACGUCUUUAAAUCUGAAACAAGACAUUUUGUGUUUGAACAUAAAUUGUUAAAGAAUAUUGAUGAUUUUAGAGUCAUUAAGUCAUUUUUAGGUAACUGGUUGGAUUCCCAACUUGAUUCAUGUGAAGGCCCCCAAUUCCACUCUAAUUUUCGCAAAGCCAUACUUGCUGGGAGCAUAUGACAUUUCUUCCCAUUGUUUGCAAAAGAGAACUACUGUGAACCAUAACUGUGUUAGUACUUGUUUUGAAAUUCUAGUAGCUAGAACCUUGUUCAUAUGCUUGACAAAUGACAACAACUAAAUUAUGUUUAUGAAUAUCUUAAAAAUGGUAGGAUUGAAUCAUUUAUUAGCUGUUGUUUGGAAUUGGAUAUAUAAUGUUUAAAAAAUAUUUGAAAAAUGACUGCGCAUAUAGGGAAAUAAACUAUAAAAACUAAAUGUAGACAAAGUUGUAAAAAG
This is a messenger RNA of Lactuca sativa (garden lettuce), 8316 nucleotides long. Its product is annotated as MACPF domain-containing protein At4g24290. NCBI's taxonomy places the organism in Eukaryota, Viridiplantae, Streptophyta, Magnoliopsida, Asterales, Asteraceae. Gene Ontology annotation, cellular component: plasma membrane. The record is from RefSeq and is a predicted model, not a curated record. Gene Ontology annotation, biological process: plant-type hypersensitive response; regulation of salicylic acid mediated signaling pathway.